This is a messenger RNA of Patiria miniata (bat star), 2612 nucleotides long. Its product is annotated as semaphorin-1A-like. Gene Ontology annotation, molecular function: semaphorin receptor binding; chemorepellent activity. The transcript has 18 exons. Gene Ontology annotation, biological process: axon guidance; neural crest cell migration; negative regulation of axon extension involved in axon guidance. Lineage: Eukaryota; Metazoa; Echinodermata; Asteroidea; Valvatida; Asterinidae. The coding region runs from base 325 to 2571 and encodes 748 amino acids. The record is from RefSeq and is a predicted model, not a curated record.
AAACCAUUUCCAGUAACCAAAUGUUGGCAUAGAAGUAAGUGGUUCACCGGGCACGGAAGUGUGGUUCCUGUUUCUACUAUACACGCUGAGGUCGGCAGGCCAUAGUCGGGCCUAUAUCCCUGCCAUAGUGUAGACCCAGUGACAGUGAUGUGUCACUUCCGACCUUCCGUAUACACGCAUUUCCUUCCAGGCAGACGUCUUAACAAUUUCUGCCUCACAACAAAUCAUAUUUCUGCACAGUGACUGUGAUUCAGACGUCAAAAAAAUUAGUUGUAAUCCACCUCUUUCAUCUUCGUAGUAUUCGGCGUAUACCUGCAUCCGACGAUGCAUUCCUUAAGAGACAUGGCACGAAGAUGUCAUCUUUCGUCGUGGACAGUGUGUCUUAUAACUUUUGUCUCGUUAUGUUCGUGUCGGGAGCCCCAACCUUUGAGGACCUUCCAACCACCACAGAAGUUAAGCUUCAACAUAAAAGAAAUCACGGGGUCUGCAGUAACCUAUGGACCUAAUGAUUCUGGACCUACAUCCGCUGGAAAGUUCUACCGCACUCUAACGUUGCAUAAUGGAACGUUGUUCGUUGGUGGGAAAUCUCAACUGUUUUCUGCCACAGAAAACCUCGAAAUAAUUCGACAAGUUUCGAUUCAACCGAAUUCAUUUUUCACUGAGUUUGGCUGUAAAUCUUGUGACGGUAACUUCAUCCGUAUUAUUCAGCCGUUAUCGGGAGGAUCGCUGCUUGAAUGCGGUACCAAUGCCCUAAUGCCGUACUGCCAAGAAAGAUCGGCUGUGGAUUUGACAACAAUUGGUGACCCAUACGAGUUCAGCGAUGACAAUGUUGCGCCCUCGCUGCCCGAGCAAAACUCCAGCUGGUUGCUUUUGGAAGACUCAGACUCAGCCUACCAAAUAUUCGCCGGUUCACACUUGGUCAAUUCAUUUGGCCAACUUGAGGAACCGGCCAUUUUGAGGGCCCGUUUGGACACCAUGACCCCCGGUCCGGAACGGCCAAGAACCGGGAUAGACGUUCGUCUGAAGACGAAGGAUAGUCCCAAUACAGUUCUAAAUGGACCGCAGUUUGUUGGAGAUCCCAUUGAAUACGGCAACCGCAUUUUCUUCUUCUUUCGCGAGUUUGCAUCGGAGCACAUCAACAGCGGUCGAAUUAUGUAUUCAAGGGUAUCCAUGGUGUGCAAGGACGAAUUGGGUGGUCAGCCCUUCACUACUUACACCGACAAACAAAUGGUCACUUUUGUGAAAGCUCGACUGGUGUGCUCCAUACCGGGCAAAUUCCCCUAUCACUACAAUGAAAUCCAAGAUAUUCACCAGUCUACUGCCGACCCAAAUGUGGUAUUCGCUGUUUUUGCGACUGGGCCUAAUGGUGUGGCUAGUUCUGCCGUGUGCGCAUACCGUCUUGAUGAGAUUCAGAACAUGUUCCUCGAGAGCCCGUUCAAGGCACAGGAACAUGACUUGAUGCAGUGGAUGGAAGUCCUGAGUGAACCCGUCCGUCCAAGACAAGCUGAGUGUCCAGAUACGACCACUUAUUCUGAUGCAGAGUACAAAGCCAUCCUCACACUGGCUCAACUGAUAGACGAUACGGUGGAAAACACUCGCCGUUGUGGGAAGAGAACAUCCCUCAGAGGGGGCCGCUUCAGGGGGGCGUGCAGUCGGAUCAGCCCCCUCCUCGUGUCACACGGGGAACGAUUCACACAGAUUGUGGUAGAUGAGGGAGUGGCCAACUCAACAGAUGUCUUGUUCAUUGGCACGGAGAAUGGAACAGUGCUCAAGGCCUACCUGAGUGAGGAUUGGUCUGAAGAAGCAAGAAUUGUCGAGGAGAUCAGUUUGGAUACAGACGGAUUGAAGGCACCAGUAUUGACGAUGGUGAUGAGUGAGGCAGCGCGAGCUGUCUUUGUGGGGACAGACAUCGGGGUGUUCAAGGUACCAUUCCAGCACUGCCGGGACUACACUACCUGUCGAUCGUGUCUCGAUGCCAGAGAUCCCUACUGUACAUGGACUGGUGAUUCUUGUUCGUACGGCAGCAGAGACGGGUUUCAGGAUUUAGAAAAUGGCUCUUCGGAUCUGUGUCCAGCUAGAAAUAAUGACAAGAUCGUAUUUCACACGGUGCCGCCACAGAGCCAGCAUAGAUCGGCCAACCAGCCGGUCAACUUAUACCUCGUGGCCGAGGCUCCAUCGGGUAGAAACCUUCGUGUGGUCGGUGUAGACUGCUACCCUCCGUGUGCCAACCUACCGUUUACACGGUUCAAGUCCACGUCUUCAGGGAGACAGCUCCUGGUACUGCACAUCAACGGUUCGUCUACCGAGACCAGCCCGAGAGACUGCUCGUGCUCGUCGGUCUUUGAAAUUGAUGGAGGAGUGAGGGGGACCGCCAACUUCACCCUUACUGCUGAUAACUCUAACGCAGUGACUGCUUCGGAGAUGGACAUACAAGAACUAAUUGAGUUCGAUCAAAAAAUGGCCAAAUAUGAAUACGAGCUACAGGAAUGGAAGAAUAAAGUGGCACAGUCUUGUGAGUUGAGGAAUCUUCAAGUCUGCUCUACUGCCAGUGAUAAUUGUUUGACAACUUGAUGCUAUGACGAUCUGCCGUAAAGAAAACCCCUCCCCCCCCC